CCCCCCCCCCCCCGUGUCGUUCAUCCCGCUCCUCGUGUUACAUUCCAACCCUCUAUCAACUGAAACUCGUAGUCUCUUUCUGGCUAUUCGUUGAGAUAGUGGCUGGGACAACUCCAUUGUCAACUUUCACCCCCCUUCUAUCCAGGAACAGACGGUACAAACAUACAUACCCAUAUUCAAUAAUACAUACCACGACAUAAUACAUACUACGACAUUGUAUUCAUAGCAAAAACAAUGGCCACACCUCUGGACAACCGCCCUCGUCCCAGCCUCAAGCCCCUCUGGACUCCCUACUACGACCUCCGAGGCGGCUCACCACGCUCACCCCUCAGGUCGGCCCGAGCCUUCGCCUUCUCUCCCUCGCCCCGCUCACCCAAGACCCUCCCUACUCCCGUCUAUCCCCCUGCCUCCCACGAUGGCACCAUGAGACAGCAUGAACGGAGCAUGGCCGACCGCCUAGACCACAUGGUCCGUCAGGCGAGGAAAGGAGCCGACAUCUCACCCCCGGGCUCCGCUUCCGUGUCACGGCCUAUGUCCCCCAUGUCGGGACCCCUCUCCGGGAGUGGUCGUCUGCAACAGGCCCGGCCGCUUCCGACGCCGGCCUCCCCCGUGGACACUUUCCCCCGUCGACAGACCCUCGUCGCCGAGACGAGGUCCAUGCUCCUUGUCGGCGUUUCCGCCCUCGAUGAUCUCGACCGCAGACAAUCCGUUCCCACCUUCAGGCCGCCGGGCCAGUCGAGGAAGGCACGGCAAACCAUGCACCUGGAGCAGCUGAGAGCAUGGGGCCACGUUUACCUAGGCGACGCAACCACCGCCGACGUCUUCGUAACGGCCGUGGCCGUGCGACGACCGUCGGAAUCAGGCUCUUCGUCCUCGUCCUCGUCCUCCCUUUCUUCCACUUCUCCUUCGGAACCCACCGGUAAUGACGAGACAAAGCUGAAGCGCAGCCUCAGCCUCCACCCCGGUCCCACGACCAUACGCGCCCGCGUCAGGCCUCGCGACCUGGACAAGAAACCCUUUCUCAUCCAGCGCGAGUUCGACCUCGAAGAGCUGCGCGCCACAGUUCCGGAUCCUCUCCCUAGGCCGAACCACCAUCCUGCCCCCAAGACCCCGCUGGGCCGCCGCUCGUCGGUUGCUGAGCUCCCCGGCCCGGCCGCCAUGUCCCAGCAACACGCGCUGCGUCCCCUCCGUGCACGUCGGCGCUCGAGCAGCGCAAAGUACGGUCUGCUUCCUUCCGGCCAUGGGCUCCGAUCUGGGUCGAACCGGGAUGCACGGGCGUCUGCUCGAGGUUCCAGCGCUGUACCUAUCCACCUCGAGUAUGCUCGGGCACAUCUCCCCGUUCUUGCCGCCCUCAUCGUCUCAGGCCACAUUCGAGAGGGCGAUGUAAUCGAUCUCCCCAUGUCCCAUCCGGAGGCAUGGUCCCAAACUGUAGCCUACGUGUACACGGGCCAGGGGGAACUGACGGAUGCGAUAAAGGAGAAUAUCCUUUACUUGGCCGGUAAGGCCUGACUUAUGAUCUGACGACUUGACGAGUUUAGCUCUUUUCUUUCUUUUUUCUUUCUAUUUCCCUUCUCUUUUCUCUCUUCAUGUCUUGCAUUUCUUUGCUCCGAACACGUUCGAUUAUUGGCAUGCGGUAUUUGGCACCACCCUUGCACCCCCGUCGUAGGUUGGACUGGAAAAGAAUGCAGAACCGGCCUAAAACCCGGGUUGAUAGUUGUGAAGUGGGCAAGGUACAUAUGUAGCGACAAUGUAAGUUGCAAGCAGGUUUAUGGUCCAUAGCUUCCAUGCAUGGCUGUUUU
Messenger RNA from Sodiomyces alkalinus F11, 1799 nucleotides. RefSeq lists its product as hypothetical. The transcript has 2 exons. The record is from RefSeq and is a predicted model, not a curated record. Bases 235 to 1509 code for a protein of 424 amino acids. NCBI's taxonomy places the organism in Eukaryota, Fungi, Ascomycota, Sordariomycetes, Glomerellales, Plectosphaerellaceae.